Eremothecium sinecaudum is the source of this 660-nucleotide messenger RNA. RefSeq names its product HCL219Wp. The record is from RefSeq and is a predicted model, not a curated record. NCBI's taxonomy places the organism in Eukaryota, Fungi, Ascomycota, Saccharomycetes, Saccharomycetales, Saccharomycetaceae. The transcript has a single exon. Bases 1 to 660 code for a protein of 219 amino acids.
AUGUUUAAGCCGCAGACUUUAUACCAGAGGAUAAAUUUUCGUUUUGUUCGUAGCUAUUACACGGAGACACCAUUGGUUACGCCGAAACAGUUAUGGCCAUAUGAGAGCUUACAGAGGUGGAAAAAUCCUCCAGAACGAAAGGUAGAGGCAGAUGAGGAACGUUUAAGAAAGAUAUGUCGUGUAUUGAAAGUCUCUCAGUAUGACUUGAGGAUCACAAAUAUUAACGAACUUCGGAAAUGUUUAUACAUCAGCAAAAACUUCAAAGUACAGGCUGGGCCUACUAAUGAUGACACCUAUCCAUUGAAAGAACUAAUUUACAUGGGAUAUUCGGAGCUCCAUCAAAAACUAUCUAAAUGGUUGGAUAAUUUGCCAAAAAACAUGUUAAAAACAAAUCCCGCAUUUACACCAGAUACGGGGACGCAUGAAACUGCAUAUAUGCUGAUCGAUCAGUUCCUAAUUAGGAAGAAAUUGAAAUAUCUGGCACGUUUGUCAAAAUGUGAAACUAAAAUCCUACCAAAAGUACGAAAAGCGAGUGAUGUUGAGUGUUUCUGCUGCAUUAUUGGAUAUUUGUAUGUGUGUAAUGGACAGACGACCAUGGAUCGGCUGUUGGAUGAAACCAUUGUGAAGCCAAUCAUCAGGCGAGUGGUCAGAUUAUCAUGA